Ostertagia ostertagi is the source of this 456-nucleotide messenger RNA. The record is from the annotation of a GenBank genome assembly. Lineage: Eukaryota; Metazoa; Nematoda; Chromadorea; Rhabditida; Trichostrongylidae.
AUGGCUCAGAGGAAUACCUCAAAUACGCUAACCUUGACUGGUUCAUUCUUGAACGACGAUCGCGAAUCGUGGGUAAUCGGGGUGUACGAGUGGUCUCAGCUGUUCGCCUUCUACAAACUCUGGUCACAGGACUUUGUUUGGGCGAACCACUCCGAUUAUGACCACUUAUCGUUGGUGUCGUUCCGAUUCCGAAUCGGCAUCCAUGACCUCAACACUCCAACCGAUCUGGUGAUGGUGACCGAAGAAGUGCGUCAGCUGGCCGCUCAGCAUCCUGAUCUCGAGAUUUUCACCUACCAAUACAGUCGUGCCAUUGCUGAUCAGCUGAACGUGAUUCUGCAGUCGACUAUCCAGAACGACUCCUUGGCUGUGGUCUGCAUGAUCGUUAUCAGUCUUCUCUUCAUACCCAACCCACUUUGUGCCGUUUGGAUCACCAUCGCCAUCAUCACCAUCGAUGUC